Messenger RNA from Darwinula stevensoni, 2357 nucleotides. The record is from the annotation of a GenBank genome assembly. Lineage: Eukaryota; Metazoa; Arthropoda; Ostracoda; Podocopida; Darwinulidae.
AGGUGAUUCACGUUCAGGUUUGUGUUUUCUGAUGUCAUGAGAACGCUGCCGUGACUGUGGUUCCACGAAGCAGGGAAAAGGAAUUAUGGGGUGCUUCGGGAGCAAGGCUAAAUUGUCGAAGGAGGACGUCGAAUUCCUGAAAGCACACACUCGAUAUGACGAAGCCACCAUCAAGGAAUGGUACAAAGGCUUUCAGCAAGAUUGUCCAAACGGGAAGCUGACUCCUGCCAAGUUCGUCGACAUGUACAAAAUGUUCUUCCCGAGUGGGAAUGCCGAAGAAUUCUGCGACCACGUGUUCAGGACAUUCGACACGGACAAAAACGGUUACAUCGACUUCAAGGAAUUCCUGUUGGCUAUCGACGUGACAUCGGCCGGGUCUCCGAGGGAGAAACUGAAAUGGGCUUUCCGUAUGUACGACGUGGACGGGAACGGAGUCAUCGACCUCGGAGAAAUGAUCAAAAUCGUCCAGGCCAUCUACGACAUGCUUGGAAAUAAUGCCGCCAACAAGCCUGUGGACAGCGCAGACCAGAGGGCAAAGAUCAUCUUCAACAAAAUGGAUGAGAACAAUGACGGCCACCUGACGGAGGAAGAAUUUCUCAACGGAUGCAUGCAAGACGAAGAGCUUUCCAAGAUUCUUGCCCCUGGGCCAUAAUCCUUUAUUUGAUUUUUUAUCAGUCAUAUUUGUCUUCUGUCUAUCCUUACUUCUCUCUCUCUCUCUCUCUCUCUUUCUUUCUUCCUUACACUCGCACUCUUUCACUCUCUCAUACUCUCUUUCACUCCACUUUAGACGGCAUUCCGAGCCUUUAGGGAAGGCUAACAACGCACUGGACUGAGUGAUAGAGAUAUUGACAAUCCCUUGACACUUCAUCUACGAGACGUGUGAGAGUGGGAGAAAGUGCGUGCGUAUUGUGAUGUGCCGGACCUUGGGAAUGCCGUCUGUAGACUGAAUGCAUUUUCUCAGGGGUUCCUCGCCCCUCGUGAAGUUGUGAUCCCUGCUCCACCGUACUGCCCUGUCUGUGGCUGCGUUUUCGGAUGGCUCUCUUUUUCUUGCCCUUAUUUUUUUAUCAUUAGCGACCCAUUACAUUCACCUGCAUGCAAUCAGACUUUAACGGAAUGAAAUCACCUUCCUAUUUAUUGGAGGACUGAAGUCUAGAUGAAAGAUCUUUUGCAGAUUGCGACCCCCAACUGACUUCAUUCGGCAAACGAAAAUUGCGACGAGGAAUUCAUGAAACUCGCCUAGGCGACAAAGCGGUGGAAUUCAUGCCCCUACUAUUAUUGUGAUGCUUUCUUCUUACUGGAGGAAAAAACUUCGAAUAAGGUUCUAAAAUAUGUCAUGUAUAUCACGAAGACGCAUUAGCGAAAGUCCCUUACCUCGGUUCGCUUAAUAGGGGGAAGUACCCCAGUAGAGCCGAGGACUUUUUUAGGAUCUGACCCCUCCUUUGGUACGCCUAUAGUUUGUCAAAGAGAAAAGGUCGAUGUGGAUGUUCCCAGUGUUGUAUUCAAAUACACCAUUCCAAGAAAAAACAGCGUUUUCCCUGAGCUUGAGUGGAUAUUUCCCUCUCUUCCGUCGUUCAUUGCUCGAAAUUCCCCGCACCGAUGACGACGAAUUUCCUAGGGUUGGACGGUCUCUUUCUUCCCUUGAUUUAGAGUAUAAUACAUUACUCAUUUAGGAGUUUCGAUAGGGCGAUCGAGGAAAGAUGAAAGGGAUCUUCAGUCCACUGCCGCGACUAUUGCUCUUUUUUUAAAAUUGGAAUAGUGCAUUUGUUGCCGAUUUUCCACCCGUUCGUGUGACAGAUAACAAGAUCAUGGAAUACGUGUUGAAAGGAUAGUGCUUCAGAAAAUGGUGGAAUAGCCGAGGUGAUGACGGGUGGCAAGGUUAGCUUCGCAUCCAAGUAGCCAUUUUGCCCUUCGGAGAUUUCGGUAUCGGAGACUGCGAUGAGGAGGUUCCCGAUUAUUCUAUCAAAAUGCAAUUUACCGUUUUUUCUUCCUAUAGUUUCGAUACUUAGCGAUCCCAGGACUAAAAAUGUAUUGAAAGCUUUUCCUAUCAUACUCACGUUCAUACGUAACUGCACUGUGGAGAAGUUCGAGUGGCCUCGACCGAGCAAUCGAUGAGCAUGCACACCGUCACAUGACACCAUCCCUAAGGAAACGUCGCACCCAUAGCACGUGACGGAGGGAGAAAAUAGAAUGAACCGAGAUCUGCCACGCACACCCUUCAAGAGCUUCUCAGAAGACUCAGACUCCCAACUUCCUUGGCUAGGGGCAAGGGUAGCGGUACCCUGGCUAAGCCGACCAGAUUUCUAUGUCGCAAAAGUGGGACGCCCAAUAAAUACUUCCCGUGCCUCCUAGAAUAAACA